AUGGGCAUACAAUCGGCAUUUGACAAGUACUUCGAAGUCACCGCAGAGUCUGCGGAGGAGAAUAUGGAGAUCCUCCUGCGCCAUCAGCCGACGUACAUGAAGCCUCCGAAGUACCACGCCCUCGACGAUCUGGAGGGGCCCUGGUUGAGGGCCAAAGAGUGCUUGGGGACGGCCCGGGUGGCGAAAGUUGACCGCGAGACCUUCGGGCUGCACGAGGCCCCUGGCUACUCCUUCGACCGCUCUACUUCAGCGAUGCUGCAGCGCACGAGCUACAGUGCCCUGUGCGGACUGGGAGGGGAGCUCUGGGGCACUUUCGCCGCCUAUGACGCCGCGUCCAAACACCACGCUGGCACACCACGCUGGAGCUCGCAGUGCCACAGCACGGCGCUAGGUUUGCUCUUCGCAGUGGCGGCCCCCCGUUCGGCCAUCCUGACCGCGGCCGGCGUGCUCGCCUGCGCCAGUCUGAUGGCCAUAUUCGGGCCCUCGCCUGUCGCGCUGCACCGCACCGUGUGGACCCUGGCGCUGCCUGCCGUCGGCGCCGGCUUCGCCAUCGGGCUCGUCGCCAUCGGAUCCGGAGUUGGCCAGGGCAUGGUGGCCGAGCCAGAAGCGUUCCUCGGAGAGGGCCUCCCAGUGGCGGAGGCGGGGGGCGUCGUCUCGCAGAGCCGCUCCGAGCACAACACCCCGGAGGAGCUGAGCAGCACGAGCAGCAACGAGGGCGGCGGCCGCCGCUCGACUGCGGUAUGGCACCCUCACGAGCGAGUCGGCGCCACCCACCAGCGGAUGGCGUGCGAUAUUUCGGCUUGGGCCAGGCGCGUCCGGGCCCACGACAGCGCCCACCGCCACGCCUCCAAGUGCCGACGGCGUUGCAGGCACAGGGCGCCAGCGGACGUCCCCGAGAUGCCCUGUGGUGCUGCUGCGCGUGGGUCUGUCACCCUCGCGCCCUGGUGGAGCAUCCGUACCGCGGCGCGCGCUGGCGGCGACGUCCAGGGCCGCGUGAAGCGGCUGCGGACUCUCGGCGUGGGACGCGCCUGCCGCUUCCACACCGGCCAAGCGAGCACAGCGGAAGGGCGUACCCUUGGUACCACGAGUGCCGCGUCGGCGAGGCAGGCCAUCCUGGCCCACCCGCCACCCGCCGCCGGCGGCAGGACCCGUGCCAUCGGCCCCCCAUCCCUCGACGGCAGGGUGGUCAGCACCGUCCUCCCGACCAAGGGCAGCACCCGCGUGUGGCUCAGCGGCGUCCACGGCGACGUUCACAGCCUCGAGAACCGCGCCGGCACGUGCGAGAACAUUGCGAAGCGCGUCUGCCUCUCCAGCCUGCCCGCGAUCGGGGGCCACGACGCCGUCAGCUGCGAGCUGGAGGUCGGCACCCGAGUCACCGCCCAGGCCGUGCUGGAGCACCCGCGCCUCCACCCGCCCUCGGACCUCCGGGAGCGGGGUGCCGAGUCCCGCGGCGCCGUGGCCCACCGCCUGGGCCGCCGGGGCGGCGCCGCUGCCCUCGGUCCGCAGGGCCUGCUCGGGGGCGCCGCGGAGGGCCUCGGCGUCGACGGCGUGGCCGACCUCGCCCGCGCUGAGCAGCGGACCCAGCACCCGAGCAACCACAUCGCCAUCGCGAACUGGGGCGACAGGCUGGAGGGCAGACACCUCUCGGGCAUCGCAAAGUUCACGCGCGACGGCGCCGACGCCGCGGGCCCCGCGGCCAACGACUCCGACUUGUGCGCGAGAGCCAAUCCACGCCUCGCGAUGAGCGAUGCGCUGAAGGCCUGGAAGAAGCAGCAGCUCUCACACCUGGAGCCCGAGGACCACGAGCAGCACGUCGACGAGGCCAGGCCGCACGGCGAGCGCGUGCCGCCUCCGCCGCCGCGGGGGUGCACGGUGGACGACCUGCGCAAGGCCCUCGAGGACGCGGCCCACCCCGCUGCGGUGCCAGGCCAGUGGGACGCCGGCUUCCUCGCGAGGGCCCCCGACGUCGCCCUUGGCCUCCUGGCGCAGAUCGUCGGACGCGAUCAAACGAGCACGACGGCGGCCGGGGGUCCCGGAGGCACACGAGGUCUCGAUGAUACUGGAGCCUCGCGGGGCGUCCUCGCUCGACUUGAGGCCCAUGUGGGUUGCGCCAUCGGUCGCGCGCGCGCGCCGUCGAGGGUGGCGGUGCGCAUCUCCGAGACACGGGGCCGCAGGGUGCAGGCCACGGACGUCCGAAGCUCUCUCCUGGAGGUCGGCUUCUGCGCGGCCCGCGCCAAGGCCCACAUCGCUUGCACGCGCUGCAGGCAAUCGGACCGGGCCAACUGCCUCGGUGCGCCCCGCAAGCACUCCAUCCCGCCCAGGAAGGCCGGUGAGCAUGUGAACCAGAUGGCCGUGGACGGCGGCGUGAGCUUGCUCGCGGCAAUGGCUGCCCCUCGCUCCACCAUCCUGACCGCGGCCGUCGUGCUCGCCUUCACCAACCUGAUGGCGGCCUUCGUGCCCUCGCCAGUCGCGUCGCCGCGGUUGCGCUCGCGGUGGAUCCUGGUACUGUCUGCCAUCGGCGCUGGCUUCGCCAUCGGGGUGGCCGCCAUCGGGUCCAGAGUUGGCCAGGGCCUCUCCUCCGGCCGCUGCAUCGACGGCAUGAGCCCCCAGACAGAGGUGGCCGACGACGCCUUCCACGGAUUGGGCCUCCAC
Messenger RNA from Prorocentrum cordatum, 2652 nucleotides. NCBI's taxonomy places the organism in Eukaryota, Dinophyceae, Prorocentrales, Prorocentraceae. The record is from the annotation of a GenBank genome assembly.